AUGUUCGAGGCCCAGGCGGCGUACUACUUGAACAAGUACCUGGGGCAGUACGUCGAUGGGGUGGAUCCCAAGUCCCUUCGCAUAUCGGUGUGGCAGGGCAAUGUUGUGCUCCGAGACCUGCGCGUGCGUCCUGAGGCCCUCCAGGACCUCAAGCUGCCCGUCACCGUGAAGGCGGGGAUGCUGGGAACGCUGACCCUGAAGGUUCCAUGGGCGAAUCUUGGAAAGGAACCUGUGGUGGUGGAGGUCGACAACCUGUACAUCCUGGCAGCGCCAUUCAAGGAAGAAAGGAACUUUGAGUCAGAAGAGGAAGUUCAACAGUUUGCAGAAGAGAUGGAGAGGAUGGAGAGGGCUGCCAAAAGGAGACGGGUUGAGAGCGCAGAGCUCGAUUUCAUGGAGAAAUUAAACACAAAGGCACAGAAGAAGGUAGCUGCUACCCCAGCUGAUGAAGACAAAGGAGGUUUUCUCCAGUCCUACAUCGAGACAAUCAUAGGCAACUUGGAACUGCGAAUCACAAAUGUGCAUAUCCGAUAUGAGGAUGACCAGACAAGUCCUGGUCAGAGCUUUGCUUUCGGCUUCACUUUGGAAGAAUUGAGCGCUCACACCAUCGAUGACCAGGGCAACAAGACAUUCGUCACUGCCAAGAAUAUGAUGCAAGUCAGAAAGGCUGCUAGUCUCAAGCGCCUGGCGGUGUACUUCGAUGUCUCCAACAAGUUGUGGCAAGAACAGAGCGACUGGUUGCAGUUGCCAAGCAUGUCUUGGGAUUCAGUGUUCCUGCCAUUGAUUCACAGCGAGAUCGAACCAGGUGCCACACAGUCAUUCCUCCUCAGACCAGUGGAUGGCUCACUGAACUACAGGAGGCGUAUGAAGGGGAAAGGGCAGGAGGAUGAGCCAAAGCAGGAGAUUGGCCUGAGAUUGGUUGAGAUCGCCAUUCACCUAUCAAGAGGACAGUAUGAGCACGUUCAGAAUCUGCUGUCAGUGUUCAACCUGUAUGAGCUGAGCACCCCUCAUAGACAUUUGCGCCCUCCAUGUCGACCCAGGAAUGCUGCUGGUGCACGCCUCUGGUGGUCGUAUGCAUACAAAGCUCUCAUGCACAGAUCACUAGGCAACAAAAUGUCACUCCACAAGCUAAAGCAGAUCUCUGAGACACGGAGGAUGUAUGUCAAGCGCUAUGUUAAGUGUUUAAUGGAUGGAAGCGUGGGGGUUGGAGGCGAUGACGCUAUUUCUGCAAUGGAUGCUGAGUUGCCAGAAUGGACGAUACUGGUGUUCAGGCAGAUGGCCCAUGUCCAGGUUGAUAAUGCAAAGAGGAAAGCAUUGGCAGAAGAAGCCUCAAGAAAGGCUGCAAGGGCCAAAACGACGAGGUGGUGGGGGUGGGGGCCCACCAAGGUUGAUGAGCAGUUACAGGAACAAGGAAAUGGUCCAGCAGAAAUUGAGCUUUCAGUAGCACCUGAGGAAUGGAAGAAGUUGCAUGAUCUAAUGGCUGUGGAGGUUGAAGAGGAGUCUGGCGGCUCUGCCAAUGCAUUGGAAACUCUGCUCACUGUGUGUGUCAACUCUUCAGCCAUGUGCCUGACAGAUGAGAAGGGCCAGAUGAUUUUGGAAGGGGUGCUCAAGGGCACUACAGUCGUUUCCAAGACAUACGGACAGAAGAGCAGCUUGGAGCUGGCAGUAAUGUCGACUGCAUUACUGUGUGGCGAAGGUGCGCUGUUGAGCUCUGGAACCAACCAAACCAUCUCAACAGGGCAUGAUGGUGGAAAUGUCGAAUCGCUUGAGCAGGCUGUGAAAUUGUGCUACACCAGCACGCCGCAGGAUAGGGGCACAAAUGCUUCAUUGAUGAUCCAAUUGAGUAGUGGCUAUGUGACCUACCACGAUGCAGCCAUCAAGGAAGUGCUGAAAUUUUUCAG
Ostreobium quekettii is the source of this 1898-nucleotide messenger RNA. The record is from the annotation of a GenBank genome assembly. Lineage: Eukaryota; Viridiplantae; Chlorophyta; Ulvophyceae; Bryopsidales; Ostreobiaceae.